Molecule: messenger RNA, 1792 nt
Organism: Symsagittifera roscoffensis
Lineage: Eukaryota; Metazoa; Xenacoelomorpha; Acoela; Convolutidae
Exons: 10
Coding region: 24-1568 (514 amino acids)
Source: RefSeq, a predicted model, not a curated record
CGUACGGUUGUUUGUUUAUUGGAAUGGAGCAAUAUGAUGAGUUCGCUGUAGGAGUGUCAAUAAUGAGUUAUGCAUUGGAUGGUGGUGAAGGUAGAAGACGCUCGAGUCAUACAUCGCUAGAUGAUGUCAUGGGCUGGAUAGAGGCCAGGAAGGGGGCACUCCAAUCGGCCAGGACAGAAGUGGGGGGGUUUGAAUACGGUGCGGUAGACGAAGAAAGAGCAGCAGCAGCAGGAGACUCUGUUUCGGAUGGGACAAGCGGUCGUGGCUCGGAUCAUUACGAAGAGGACAACAGACCUCGACUGAGAAGAAGAUUGUUUGAACAAGUGCAGCACGGAAGCAACCAAGAAAACAGUGCUUUUUCGAUAUGUGAAUUUGAUGCCACUUUGGGUCAAAGUCACAGAGAGAGGAACAGCCACACCACCAAGAGAGACCACAGAUUCAUCCGACUGAUGACUACCCUCUUAGUACACCAGAAGGACUAUGUAAAUCUGCGCAGGUGUGUCAAAUGGGCAACCAUCCUCACAGCGGUCAUGUCCGUGUUUCUGUACGCCAGAAUAGAACUGUCUCUCUACCGGAACUCUUCGGAGAGCUCAGACGAUGCAGUGAUGUGCUUACUAAGGUUGUGCUCGUCUGUCAUGAUCACUGCGCCCAACAUCACCUUCAGGAAAGAGCUGAAGAAGAUGAUGGAGCGAGAACAUUCUAGACUAAUCCUGCUUUCAGUUAACCCCAAGAAGUACAUCAAAGUGUGCGCCUGUUUCCUCCUGUUCGAAAUUGUUUUUGCAGGUGGAUGUUCUUAUUACUGGGCGGAGUCAUAUUGGCCCGAGGUGGAGGCGGCGAACAGCACUACAGUAAAGAGCAGUGGGAAGUACGCCCUCAUGGUUGUACACCCCUUGAACAUCAUCGUCACUAACAUGUGGAACUUCGCCAUAGCCAUCAUGUGCAUGAUGGUAUGUGGACACCUCAUAGACGCGUUGUCCAAGUUAGCGGAUGAUUUGAGGGAUGAUAAAGUUUUGUGUGAGCUGAACUUUGCAACGACAGAGAAAGGGAGGAGAUUUGCGCUGCAGAAGUACCCUUUGCUGGCCGAGGAGACAAAACACUUCACUCAAGAGGACAUCAUGCGGCUGAGACAUCAAAUAAUGACGCCGGAGAAAAUACUCACCCGAUAUUAUGAUCUACAGAUGAAGCUGAAUGCCUGUUCCAUUGGGUUCCAGAAGUGGUUCCUCGUCAACAUUGUGGCCAUCUUCUUCUCCGUGAUCGAGUUCCUCUUCUCCCUGUUGGGGGAUGUGGGAAGAGAGCAGGAUGUGAGCAGUCUAUUCCUGGUCUCUUCCCCGCUUUUCUGGGUGCCCUUUCUCAUCCGCUCAGUCAUGAUGGUAAACCUGAAGGCCACUAUGAUAGUGCCGCACAUGUACCCAUUGGAAGAGAGACUCCCAGUGUUUCAAAGAUUUGGUAACCUCCCUCUAUCUUUUCACGUGUAUGGCCAGAAGCUGAACCGGACUUCUGUGGCUGCCCUCAUUUCUGUGCUCUUAAUUGGACUAGUUGGUCGUAUCUGGAGUCUCGCAGAUCUCUGACCUGGGGCAAACUCAUUUACACAAAGUGCAUCAUGCUAAAUUACUCAUUCUUCACCACAUUUAUCCGACCGAACUUAAAAACAACAGUCAUAUCAAAAUGAUAAUAAGAAAGAAAUUUGGAUGUCAUCAAAAUCUCUUCGUGGUUCCGCACUGCAUGCUACUAUUAUGGAAGCAACUAACAGGAAAUGAUAUAUAUAUUUUUUAAAUUAAAAUAGGUAAACUAA